This is a messenger RNA of Podospora anserina S mat+, 540 nucleotides long. RefSeq lists its product as uncharacterized. The annotation marks the transcript as partial. Gene Ontology annotation, molecular function: structural constituent of ribosome. The record is from RefSeq and is a predicted model, not a curated record. The transcript is spliced from 2 exons. Gene Ontology annotation, biological process: translation. Lineage: Eukaryota; Fungi; Ascomycota; Sordariomycetes; Sordariales; Podosporaceae. Gene Ontology annotation, cellular component: mitochondrial large ribosomal subunit.
GAGGGAAAGGAAGGCAUUGGUCGAUUUCAGACGAGUUACUUUGGCGGUACAAUCGAGUUCGAAAUUCAAGAAUAUCACCAAGCAAAAAUGGCAAUGGCGGCACCAGCGAUGAGGAUGGCUUCCUCGGCCUCUUUCCUCCCCAGACUCCUCCCACCAACAGUCUUCUCGGCAUCAAGGGCCCAGGUUCUUGUACGACAACUCUCGCUCCCCCUGUUUCCCAACCUCAACAUCGCCAUCCCAGUAGGCAUCUCGCUCGGUCUUCCAUCAUUACCAGAAGUCUUGGAGGGGAUUUGGGAGGGUAUUCUCAAGGCUGUACCAAAGAAGAAGACAUCGCACAUGAAGAAGAGACACAGACAAAUGGCCGGCAAGGCUAUCAAGGACGUAACGGCGCUUUGCGUCUGCCCGGCGUGUGGUGGGAUGAAGCGUAUGCAUUAUGUCUGCCCUACCUGCGCAUCAAGACUCAAGGGGUUCCUGCACCAGGAGGCCAAGGCCAAGGAGGAGGCUCAAGCCGAGGAAGAGGUCAAGGCUAAGACCAAAUAA